CUCACUGUCCGUUUUCUGACAAAGAGAUACAUAGGAGAGUAUGAUCACCAAACUGAAAAUAGGUACAAAAAUGAAGUAAUGGUGGACAAUGAACCUGUAAUAUUUGAAAUAAUUGAUACCUGCCCACGAACAGACACCGAUUUUCCAAAAGAGGAGACCUUACAAUGGGCAGAUGGUUUUAUGUUGGUAUAUUCCAUAAUUGACAGGGACAGCUUCACCUACCUCCGAGAAGUACGGCAGCUCAUUCAAAGCUCCAGGCCGGCGUCUCCGGGUGGGACUCAAAGACAAUCACCGUGCCCUAUAGUUGUUGUGGCGAAUAAAGCCGAUCUCAUACACCUAAGACAAGUCAGUACAGAAGAAGGGGAAAUUUUGGCUAAAGAUGGUGAGGCAGCAUUCCUUGAAGUCGCUGCAUCGGAGCAUGUGAGCCAAGUUGCUGAAGCCUUUUACGAACUCUGCAGGGAAGUCCAUACUUUUCGUCGAAGAUCCAAGCAAUCUCUUUUGGAUCGCAUCAAAUAUGGAGGGAAAAACAGCAACAAAACUGAUGGAAGCAAAAAGUAAAAGAAAGGUCGCUGUGGAAAAUAAUGGAAACACAUCAAUGAGAUGGUGCUAGUAGAUGCAUAAAAUGGCGUACUAUAGAUAAGCCAUAUUGCUGCAACAUUUGCGUGCAAAGUUUGGUCUUUUUAUACGUAAAUGUUGCAAAAUAAAAAAGAAUUAUUUGUUGCUCAAUUUAAGAGUAAAUUCCCAAAACAGAAGAAUUUUUUAAAUCGUUUUCUUUUUAUUUUUAGAUAUAUUUUUUCAUGCUCAUUUGGCAGCUGUUAAGCACUAGCAUUGAGUUAAUUUUAGCGCAUUUGAUUUAGUGCGAGUUACAAAAUGUAAAUAUUGCAUUUUAUUUAAGAGGAUAUUAGAUCUUUUUAUUUUUAAGUACUUAAUUUAUGUUUAAGAGAACUGCUGCAUGCGAGUUGUAAAGCAUAAAAAAUGCUAAUGAGAAAAGAUCUUAAUACGAAACUGAUUUUGAAUUACAAUUAAAAUUUGAGUAAACUGUAAUUUACAUACCGUAUUUACUCGAAAAUAACAACCCCUCUAAUAUAACACGGUCUUACUUAUUAUAAUAAAGCUUAAGCACUAAAAAUGUAGAUGAAUGUUUGAUGAGAGCAUGGUCCUGAAUAGAAUUAAUUUGUUUCGGCUUGAAACGAAAGGCCAUCUCCUAACCAGAUAUCCACAUACAAUAUACUGCAUUACGAUAUUUUGCAGUGGUAUAGAAGGAAAAAAACUGAGAAAAAUAACGGUACAUUAUUGUUUGUUUGUUUUCAGGCAUACCAAUGACCAGUUUAGUGGACGCAGGCUUAAACUGAAAUUGCUCAAUUGGGCGUGGUUAUUAAUUAUAAUUACCGUAGCUAUGCAGUUUAUAAUAUAUACAUAAUUACCUGUGUUCUUUAUUUAGCAUUUAAAGAGUGUAAUUUUCUGUGUAAAAUAUCACAAUUAAACUCCUUCCCUUUAUUCUAUAAUUUCAUUUACUAAAAUACCGAUUAAAAAAUCUACUACAUUUUCUAAUAAAAAUGUAACAAAGAAAAAAAAGAAUAAUAUUAUUUUCGAGUAAAUACGAUGUAAAUUUUGCUGAAACGUGACAGAUUAAAGUGUACUUAUAUUGCGCAUUAAGAGCCAAAGAAAAUCGUCAGGUAAGGUUACUCCUUUAAGUAAUUUUAUUGCAAGGAAUUCUCAUAAAUUUUCACAGUUUAACAUUAUUUGAAGGAAACAUUUUCAUAAAAUAUUUUUUAUUUUAGCUUUCUUUUGAAAUCAGAAGAAGGGAAUUAAAAGAAGCUAUUUUACCACCAUAGUAGAGAUCUUAUUUAUACACAUUGUAAGCUUCUCACUAGUGUAAAUAUCAGUUACUGUAGAAAGUGACAAAUCUUAAGAACUAGUUAGCUAAUAAUCGCUUAAGUUCGUGUGACAAGAAACAACAAGAUGGAAGGGUAACUAACCCUUUAUUAUUCCAAUAAGAUUUAAA
Molecule: messenger RNA, 2005 nt
Organism: Stegodyphus dumicola
Lineage: Eukaryota; Metazoa; Arthropoda; Arachnida; Araneae; Eresidae
Product: ras-related and estrogen-regulated growth inhibitor
Molecular function (GO): GTP binding; GTPase activity
Source: RefSeq, a predicted model, not a curated record